Messenger RNA from Cryptotermes secundus, 1941 nucleotides. Its product is annotated as transcription factor AP-2-alpha. Gene Ontology annotation, molecular function: RNA polymerase II transcription regulatory region sequence-specific DNA binding; DNA-binding transcription factor activity, RNA polymerase II-specific. Gene Ontology annotation, biological process: regulation of transcription by RNA polymerase II; regulation of cell population proliferation; anatomical structure development. Bases 133 to 651 code for a protein of 172 amino acids. Gene Ontology annotation, cellular component: nucleus. The record is from RefSeq and is a predicted model, not a curated record. The transcript is spliced from 3 exons. Lineage: Eukaryota; Metazoa; Arthropoda; Insecta; Blattodea; Kalotermitidae.
CUUGUUUUUCUACUUCAGUCACAUAUUUAUACCCUUUCCUCAAAUCAUCAUUUUACUGUCUAAAAAGCUCUGUCUUUACACGGAAAAUGUCUAUAACACCGUCAGCAGUAUGACAAUACACAGUGAAGCAAAAUGGAUGAAAUGCAAACAAAUGACAAUAUGUAUGUGUUCCAUUGUUGCGCAGGCGAAGCGAUCCAUCUGGCGAGGGACUUCGGAUACGUGUGCGAGACGGAGUUCCCCGCGCGACAGGUCGCGGAGUACCUAAGCCGCCAGCAUUCAGACCCGUCGGAGUCCUAUCGCCGCAAGGAGCUCAUCCACGCUACCAAACAAAUCACCAAAGAGCUGAUAGACCUCCUGAAUCAGGAUAGAUCACCAUUGUGCAAUACUCGGCUUCAGCAUAUUCUGGAUCCCAGCAUCCAGCGCCACCUCACACACUUCUCGCUCAUCUCACACGGCUUUGGAAGUCCAGCUAUUGUGGCCGCACUUACUGCUAUUCAGAAUUUCUUGACGGAAUCACUGAAGCACUUGGACAAGAUGUAUCCUUCAGGCAACAAUGGUGGAGCACAUAUAUCCGUGACAUCCUCUCAACAGGCAGGAGGUGGUGGUGGAAUGGACACAAAGCCCAAGGAUCUGGGGGACUUGAAGAAGUGAGGCUGGCUGAGACGGGGCGCCGUAGUUUCUGAUAGCUCCGACGACCCUAACUCCAUACCAACACAACCUCCGGCAACCACACUGCGUCACUCCUGGCCCUACAACUGAACUCCUAUAAGAGGAUUAUGGGGCAGUGAACGGGAACCUUUGGCGCUGAACAGGAGAAGAAUCUCUGUUUUGUGCUAUUCCUAGACCAAUGACACAUAGAACAAUUUCUAUGAUUGUAAAAUAAAUUAAAAGAUUGACAUGGCUUCAUUGGCUGCAUAUGAGAAGAAAGUAUCUUAAGCUGACAGACCUUUAAAAUAAAUACAGUUCACAGUAUCUGAAAUGGAAAACAAUAAAUUAUGUGACAGCAUAAUAUAAUUUGAUCACAUAAUUGUGCUGUCUCCAGAAAUUUGUAAUUCUUCUAUCAUCAAAGACAUGUUGUCAAGUUUAUUCUUGUGAUACCACCACAAAUAUAUGAGCACAAGAACAAAAUUAAUAAAAGUGUACAAAUACAGCUUUCCAGUCAAUCAGAUUUCUUGAAUGGAAAUAGUUAUGCCUAUGUUCAACAUGUGUUGCCCAUCUAGCCUUUGAAUGUUAAUUCUGUUUUGAAAUUUUUUUGAAGUAAUAUCUUCUCAUGGUCUCAGAACAGAAUAAAUUUCCCUACCAUCACCAAAAUAGAAGUGGAAUCAUCUGUGUUGCCAGAGAAACCGAGAUGAAUCGAUGAUCUCCAGAACAAGACCUCCAUCAUUCUGUAAAGGAAACCGAAAGAAACUUUAUAGGAUUAGAAAUAAUUAGUUAAUCAUGGCAGAAAGAGAAAGGGCUCUCUCUCUUUGUGGGGAUCAUAUUCAUAGAGAUAAAAUCAGGAUCAUAAAUUAUGUGAUAUGUUUUUCAGUCAUGAAAUUACAGAUAAAAAUUUUUCUAAGUCGAGAAGUAUUUAUAUGAUGAUGGACGUGAAUAUCAAUAUGUGGCAGUUGAUCCAUAUAUUUGUUUCAGUGAUAUUUGAUUUUGCCAUCACCAAGAAGAAAAUUAGCAAGGAUGUAUUAUUCUGUUAAAGGAAAAUGAAUGGAAUUAACUCGCUUUAAUGAAUGAAAGGAAAUGUAAAUGUUAACUUUAAUGUGUGAUAAAUAUUGUAACAUUCCAAUGGAAUUUUAAGUUGGCCAGCGGCAGGCCACUUUGCAAGGGUCUCAUAAAAAGAUUAUGUGCAAAAUCAUUAUUGCAUAAAAUUUUACAUCAUCACUUCUGGAACACACUUUCCCAAUAUUGUAUCAAUUCAAACAAAAUGUGUGAUAACACAAAUAUAAAUCA